Molecule: messenger RNA, 1384 nt
Organism: Drosophila simulans
Lineage: Eukaryota; Metazoa; Arthropoda; Insecta; Diptera; Drosophilidae
Product: vacuolar protein-sorting-associated protein 36
Exons: 4
Coding region: 152-1180 (342 amino acids)
Source: RefSeq, a predicted model, not a curated record
GCGGUCGGAUAGCUCUUUCGACUUCCUGUAUACAAAAAUAUAUUUGUAUUUUGUACACUUUUUUUUUUAACUGAAAAAAAUCAUCAACUACUUUCCUCGCGAUUUGUGCUGAAUUUUUCGUGCGGCUUGCUAAUUUCCAGUGAUUUAAUUUAUGGAUGCCAAACGUGGUAAUGCCUCCGGGGCACGCCAAGCCGGUGGUGGUGGAGGCUAUCAUGCCUCCAAGACGAGCGUUGCUUCACGCCAUGCCGCUGGUGGUGGAGUAGCACCGGCAGCAGUGGGUCGCAAGCAGGUCAGUCAGGUCAGCCUGACGCCCAGCCAGUCCAGGAAUACCAAUGCCACCGAUAAUCCUCGCAAGAGUCCAUUGGACGCCCUAAGCCGCAGCGGCCCCGUACGCAAUCAGAAUCCCUUCCAGCGUCGCUCUGGCUUGCAGGAUGUCGAUGAGGCUUUUUUGGCAUCCAACGUUUUUGCUCGACCAUCCCGUGUCCGCCAUUCUGGACUUGAUCGGGAGAACAUGCAACAGGCCGCAGUAGGAGGAGCAGCAGCUGGUGGACAGCAAGCAUCGCCUCCCAUUCCCACACAGCAGCAGCAGCAGCAGUAUCAGCAGAUACCCCCAGUGGAUGCCGUGCCACAGCAGCAGAUGGCUCCGCCGGCAGUGGUGCCCUCGCAGCAGCAAAUGCAACAGCAAUAUGUGCAACAACCGGCUGCCGGUCAGCCGACACGCAUGGAUCCACCACCCUCGGGACGAGCUCAUGUCCAUCAACAGCAAGUACCACAUCAGCAGCAGCAGAUGCAGCAUCAGCAACAAAUGCCACCGCAAACGGGCUACGAGCAGCAGCAGCAGCAGCAAGUGAUUCAACCAGAUGCACAAAUUCAUAAUAAAUAUGCAAACCAGCAGCAGCAUCAGUUGCAGCCGCAACAUCAGUCUCCUCUGAAUGGAUAUCCCUCUCAGCCGCCGAAUGCGGUUGCUCCGCAGGCAACUAUGCCAACCACCGGAGGAGGAGCAGCAGCACAAGCUCCAGGAGCAACUGGCGGCAGUAAUGCACCCAGAGAAAACGCUGGUGGCUCUGCGGCACCGGCGGAAGCCGAGAUGUGCACCACGUGCCCCAACUGCCAGACCACGAUCUAUUUAGUACGGACGCCGGAACAUGGACACGGCGAUGCCGGCUUACCUGUCCAGUAAUAGUUAAAUCUCCGCCGAGUGAAAUGCACCAAAUUCUAAGUGCAUACCUCCGUUCUUUCAUCAUGUUUUGUUUUAAUGUAUCGACAAUUUCUGAAGGAAGCCCAACUUCCAAGAAGCUCCUUCUUUAAACUGGACUGCACUAUAAUAUUGGGACGAAUGUGUGUAAAUUGAACGAUUCCCAAUAAAGAAAUUAGAGAGUUGUAA